AUGAUGCCCAGGCUGGCUCUGGGCUUUGCCCAGGUUUUGCCAUCCAACCUGGCCAGAUGCCUCCCCACCAUGGUCUGGUUGCUCCCUUCCAGGCUGCAGUCAUGGAGGAUGUUUGGUACCACUGGGCUGCUCCAAGAUGAAGUUCAAGAUUCUGGUCCUCAGGAGCUACUGACGGUGAAUUUCGUAAACCACCUGGGGAAGAAGAUCGCAGUUCCUGUGAGGGAGGGUCAAAACAUACUCCAGUUGGUGCUGAAGCACAAUUUGAACUUCCCUGGCUUCGGGGCCUGUGAAGGGACUCUGUUCUGUUCUACCUGCCACGUCAUCCUGGAGAAGGAAGUCUUCCAGAAGCUAGGUCCCAUCUCUGAAGACGAGCUGGACAUACUGGAUCUGACCUGUGGUGUCACAGCCACAUCCCGUCUGGCCUGCCAACUGUGUAUAACCAAAGACAUGGACAACCGGAUCUUCUGGGUCCCCAUGGGGACUGACACCUCCGGAUCCAAGUAGCGGAAGUAGCUCUGGC
This is a messenger RNA of Dromiciops gliroides (monito del monte), 520 nucleotides long. RefSeq names its product adrenodoxin-like. Gene Ontology annotation, molecular function: 2 iron, 2 sulfur cluster binding. Gene Ontology annotation, cellular component: mitochondrion. Bases 1 to 504 code for a protein of 167 amino acids. Lineage: Eukaryota; Metazoa; Chordata; Mammalia; Microbiotheria; Microbiotheriidae. The transcript is spliced from 4 exons. The record is from RefSeq and is a predicted model, not a curated record. Gene Ontology annotation, biological process: P450-containing electron transport chain; positive regulation of oxidoreductase activity.